CACACACUCAUUCACGGUGCCACCCCCAAUCCUGUCCCGCAGGUGUUCACAGUGUAUUUUGAGAACGUGAAUGCCGCUUGCAUGACGAAGGGGCGAAGCAUCAUCGUGAUGGUCGACAAUGCUUCAGGCCACACCUUGAAGACUCCUCUGGCCACAACUGCCGACAUCUGUGGCUUCCGGACAUGCGCACUGUCGCACGUCCGUCUCGUCUACCUGCCGCCCAACACCAGACCUUCCACCCAGCCUCUAGACUAGGGGAUCAUGGCCGCUCUGAAGGCAAAGUACAAGACUCACCUUCUGCGUGCUGUGCUAAACGAGUGGGCGAAGCUGGGCAUGAUGGUGGAGCAGCUGCUGGGGUUCAAGCCCGAGAUGACACGAGUGAUCGAUUACAUCUCGGACUCCACGACUGGGAUCGAGACGAGCACGAUCCAGAAGUGUUUUUGGCGCACCGUAAUGCUGCCGCCCAGAGAGAAGUCUUUGUUGCCGCUCCUUGCCGAGCUGCCAUUCGAUGAUGUGCACCUGCUGGACGAAGACAUUCGCGAGGUGCAGUCCCCCAUUAAUGCACCGCCGUUCGGCUUGCCUGGCAACAUUGAGACUGCCGUCCAGUUCGUGUACGCUGACCACGACGAGGCGACUGGCGAGGCUGGCGGGAACGACACGCUCGAGACGGAGCCGCAGGCGCCAUUGGUCCGAGACUCCUGGUGGCCCUCCGCGCCUCCCUCUCCCCACCCCGACGCUUCCGUUCGCGACCAUCGGGGCAUGACUCGUCUCGCGACGGAAAUGCUCAUAGCCUACUCUAGGAGCCUCCAACUCGCCCCGUGGGACCUGAGUAUUCUCUUCGACAUGCGCGACCUCCUUGUUUGCGACCGCUUGGAGCGCGUGUCUUCCCGUCUCGACAUCGGCGCCACAAGGGCGGAUGUUGACAAACAGUACUGCGCGCAUGUGCUCGGGGCCUCCGCUUUGAUGACGGGCUACCCCGACGCCAGUGAAUGGAUGAUGUUCGGGGGGUCUCACACGCCAUGGCGCCCACCUCCCCCUGCUUGACUGUUUCUGGGCUUUGAUGAUUUGUCAACGCUUGUGUGCUCCUGUUCGUUUGACUGUGGUUUGUUUUGUAAUGUUUACUCUUCUUGUUUGCCAUAACAGUUUGUA
This is a messenger RNA of Closterium sp. NIES-67, 1149 nucleotides long. NCBI's taxonomy places the organism in Eukaryota, Viridiplantae, Streptophyta, Zygnematophyceae, Desmidiales, Closteriaceae. The record is from the annotation of a GenBank genome assembly.